This is a messenger RNA of Manis pentadactyla (Chinese pangolin), 4082 nucleotides long. It is a transcript of the gene GRAMD2A, whose product is annotated as GRAM domain containing 2A. Lineage: Eukaryota; Metazoa; Chordata; Mammalia; Pholidota; Manidae. Gene Ontology annotation, molecular function: phosphatidylinositol-4,5-bisphosphate binding. The coding region runs from base 825 to 1895 and encodes 356 amino acids. Gene Ontology annotation, biological process: regulation of store-operated calcium entry. The transcript is spliced from 13 exons. Gene Ontology annotation, cellular component: extrinsic component of cytoplasmic side of plasma membrane; organelle membrane contact site; endoplasmic reticulum membrane. The record is from RefSeq and is a predicted model, not a curated record.
CCCAAACAUGUUUUAUAACUGUUUAUUGCAGGUCUACAGAGAAACUAUGGAUUUUCAUGUUGAUCUUGAUCUUGUAACCAGUACAAUAAGAAUGAACUUCACAAGAGUUCAUUAGGUGUCUAUCCCCAUCACAGCUCUGCCUCGCCCAGGGCCCAAAUAAAGAGUAUCUGGGCCACUUUCUUACGAUUUUUCCGUUGAUUUUAUGUCCUCUAGGUUUUCCUUGCCUUUGUGCAAUGGCUAGAACCUCCAGAACAGUGUUGAAUACUAGUGGCGAGAGCAGGCAUUCCUAGGGGGUUUCCACCAGUUAGACAACCUGGGGUUCUCCGUGGGGGAGGAGGUCCCAGGACCCAGCAGGCCCCUUAAGGCCAGGUCAUCACUCACUUAUCUGAACUCGCAGCAGGAGCGCAGGCGAGCCGAGCUGGCUGGAGCCUGAGCAGCGCGGAGUCCACCCUGCUUGGGGCUCCCAAGUCCCGGCCCGCUGCCGGCCCCGACCCAGGACGGGGACCGGACUGGGGCGCGGGCUGCCUUUUUAGGGAGGCCAGGAGGCGCGGGUGCGGCUGCUGCGCCCCGGCCAGCCACCCGACUCUGCCCCAGCUUUUGCCCUACGGACCGUCCGCCCUCCCCGAAGGGCAGGCCGGGCGGGAUCUGUGGCUCUGGCCCCGGCGCUGGCGCGGAGGUGCUGGCAUUCGGGUGGGGCUGCCCUCUGCGCCCGCGAGCCAGCGCUUCCCGGCUUCUUCCAAGGGCAGGCGCGGAAGAAGGACUUGUGGUUCGGGGGCUGCGGCGAACAGACGCCCCAGGGGUGGAGGAGCGGCAGCAACCAACAGAUGCACAGAAAGGUGGCUUCUCUGAAGAGUCCUGUGUCCUACACAGAGAAACUAGACAGGGUUCAGGCACCUCUGGAUUCCAGGCCAACCUGGCAGGGCAAAGGUUUGCAUCUCAGCACUACCCCCUCCUCCCCAGCCCUGGUGGCCUCCAACAGGUCAGGUGAGUCUUCUGGGCUCCUCACUGCAGAGCUCCAGGCCACGGGAGGAGGCUGCAAGGAGGGCAGUCCUGCUGGGAUCAUGGCCCAUGGCCAGGCCCCGGAGCCUCUGCACUGGCCAGAAGGCUUGAAGGGCGAAGAGAUAAAGAAGUGCAGCCAGAUAGGGACACUACUGAGUAAAUACAACCAGCAGUACCACAAGUUGUUUCAGGACGUCCCCGUGGAGGAGGUGGUUCUCAAAGUGUGUUCCUGUGCCCUCCGGAGGGACCUCCUUCUCCAGGGCCGGCUCUACAUCUCCCCCAACUGGCUCUGCUUCCAUGCCAGCCUCUUUGGCAAGGACAUCAAGGUGGUCAUUCCUGUGGUGUCUGUGCAAAUGAUCAAAAAACACAAGAUGGCGCGGCUCCUUCCCAAUGGCCUGGCCAUCACCACCACCACCAGCCAGAAGUAUGUCUUUGUGUCACUGCUGUCCCGCGACAGCGUGUAUGACGUGCUGAGGAGGGUCUGCACCCACCUUCAGCCUUCCAGCAAGAAGAGUCUGAGUGUAAGAGAACUUCCGGAGGAACCUGAGUGCGAGUCUGUGCAGGAAGUCCUCAUCCCCGAGAUGAAGUGGAGAACAGUGUCCCCCCCAGACAGCAUCCUUCGUGCCCCUCGGGUACCCACGGACUCCCCGGACAGCUUCUUCCCCUCCGGGAAGCCUCCAGGCUGUGGAAAUGCUGCCUGCGAGGAGGAGAAUCUGGAGGAGCCCAGGAGGGGCCGGGAGCUGUGGCUCUGGGACUACCAGUUCCUCAGGGUCUUCAUUGUGCUGACCUGCUUCCUGGUCACGUUCUCAUCCUACCUGGCCUUCCGCAUUUCCCAACUGGAACAGCAGUUAUGCUCCCUGAGUCGGGAUGUCCCUGCCCCUGGGCACAGGCAGUAGCUGCUGGGCCUCUGUCCCACUCCUCCGAGAAGGAUGCUCUGGGUGCUAAGCUUCUGCUGACAGUCUCCGUGGUUUAUGCUGCUGCUGUGCUGAGACUGUGUAUGAAGGAAAAUAUUCCAGAUCCUUCCUCUCCUCCAACUCUCCCUCCUUUAGUGAGUGAUCUGAAGUACUUGUUUACAAAGCUCCUCCGGUUUUGGGACUCAGACAAAAUGGCAGAUUUUUGGAACCCAUGAGGAAUUCUGUACACCAGGCUUCAGCACCACUCAAACAAACAAAAAAUGAACUUGCUCCUUGGAAACAGUCUGGCACACGGGCAGAGCACUAACACCACCCCAAGGGACGAAGGCCAGGUCACACGGCUCCCUCCAACGGUGGGACAGAGGCCAGAACUCAAGCCACCAGUGUGGGCUCUGCUCUCUCCCAGCGCGCUGUGCUCUCACUUGGACCCCUGAGAGUCUCUGUUCUGGGGCCCACAGGGCUUCUUGUAAGGGAUCCAGGCACCCAGCAGACCUGGAGCAGCCUGGAGGGAAGGUGGGGCAAGCUAUGAGUGAGGAGGGGGGGCUCGUGGCUAGAUUCCAGCAGGAGAGGAGGUUCAUGCUCUGUGCUGCGGCUCACUGCCUGCACGAGGGACGCCGGCCGGGGCUGUGAAGGAGAGCAGAGGACCGGCAUUCUGUGUCCUCGGCUAACGGUCCCUAGGGAGGCAGGUGGGGCGGGGCCUUUGAUCACUGUGGCCACAGACCUGGCACUGGAUCUUCCUCAGGGGCUCAAAGUUUCCAUGGUGCCCCAGGCAGGGAGUAGGGGAUGGGAAGGGUGGGAGGGGUGGUGGCUUUGAUUUGGGGUCUUGCUUUGUGCUCCCUGCCUGACUGCCCAGACCUCAGGCUUGGCCAGCAGUAGCCUGUCGGGUGGGCAGCGUGAUGGCGUUGGGCCGCCCCAGGCAGGAAGGCAGGGCUCACCUGUGUCACCUGCAGUCAGUGUGCUGCAGGCCAUGGAGGGGGUUCCUCUGCUCCACGGGCUCUGUUCUCUAUGAAGCAGGUGGAGGUGCGCGAGGUGGGCCUGAUGUAGUGCGGGUACCAGCCAAGGGGCUCUGUCGGACAGCUCUGGAGACGAGAGAGGGAGGGGAUGGAAGAGUAGGCAUGACGGUAGCUCUGCCGUAGUCCUCUUCUCUGUCAAGGCCUUUAUUCUGAAAAGCUUCUCUGUGCUUCAGACUGCUGGCCUGCUCUCCCUGGGACUCCCAUCUGCUAAGACGGUGCUCUUGGAGGUUCUGGAAGGGCCUUUGUGAGGACGCUAGAAGUAUCAGGGAGAAGCCCUGGUGAUGGGGUGGGUGGUGUCAGAAAUAGCCACUCUUUCCCUCUCGAGACACCUGAGAGGUUAAUGGGGAGAGAUCCAGAUGGAAAUGAUUUAUUAUGGCUCCGUGCUUGUCUGUUCUGUUUAUAAGAAACCCAAAUGAGGACGGGAGGGACUGGCAGUAGGUGGCAGCACCCUUGGCGCCGUGCAGGCUCUUCAUUCUUCCCCCAUCCCAGGUGCUAGGACUGAGCCGGGCCCCUGUGCCUCGUGGGUUGCUUGCACCAAAUCUGUAUGUCUCCAGUGAAAUUCACUGUUCUGUUCUCCCAAGAGUGCCACACUGGAUGAAUGGCCAACCUUUUUUUGGAGCAGCUCCCCUUCAUUGCUUCUUUCCAUCAUAUUUUCAGGGAAAUAAUCCUACUUGCCCCAGCACCCCCCUCCCUGGAGCUUGCUGAAGUGCAGGGAGAAUAGAUCCAUUUUCUGAGCUUUGCUGGGUUGAACUAGAGGUUCAUGAGAAGCCGUGAGAAGUGCCAAGUCAUGGGUGGCUGUGCCAAGAUGCUGGUGAUCCUAGUCCCCAGCCACGCUCCAGGCUGAGAAAGGACAGGAGGCAGACUGUAGGGUAGGUGGCUUUGGAGGCCCUCCUGGGGUUCAGGGCUUCAGGUGGCAUAAGCAUGCCUGCCCCUCUUGAGAGCCCUGUUUCUCCCCUUUGUCUCCUAGCUGGUUCUGUAAGGCUUCUGCACCUUCUGUUGUGCUCAUUUAUAAAUGAGACGCAUUUAGACAGGCCUUGCUUGCAUCGGCCGGUGCUCCCCUAAUUCCCUAAGAGUUUGGUUCAGCUCUCCUUGGGUUGUUGCACUAUGGCAUUAGUCUUUGAAAAUAUUUUUAAAUAAAAAGUCUGAUUUUUUUAAA